This is a messenger RNA of Vanessa tameamea, 3125 nucleotides long. RefSeq names its product synaptic vesicle glycoprotein 2A-like. Gene Ontology annotation, biological process: transmembrane transport. The record is from RefSeq and is a predicted model, not a curated record. Gene Ontology annotation, cellular component: membrane. Lineage: Eukaryota; Metazoa; Arthropoda; Insecta; Lepidoptera; Nymphalidae. Gene Ontology annotation, molecular function: transmembrane transporter activity. The coding region runs from base 638 to 2581 and encodes 647 amino acids. The transcript has 13 exons.
UUUUAUUCUUCUAUCUUUGUUUUGACCUUAAACUCUGCAGACUUUACUUUGUCACACACGUGAUAAGUUAAGGCUACUGAUUUCUAUAAAUACACAAAAUGUUAUUAAGGGAUAUCGCGAUUUCUUAUGAGUGUUACUAUUAAUAUAUUUUUGUAUAAUCUGAAAAAGACAUCGUCCGUCAUAAUACACAUUCAAUAAAUGGAUAUAUUCAAUAACGAAUAAAGCUUAAAAUCUCAUUCCGUAACUAGUGCCGACAUAACAGUGAUCGCGAUUAUUUUGAAUUCAUAUCAAAAAGUGUAUUAUUUAAGAAAAUAUCCCUUUUAAAAAUAAAUUUAAUACAAAAGUAUGAAAAUAAAUAAAAAAUAUAAACGGUGAAAGAUAAUAAUGUACUGCUAAGACAUAUUGUAUGACCAUAGAACGUACAGCAGGUUCUAAAUAGCAAAUAUUUAUAUAAAUUUUGCACAUAUCACGAGCAAUAAAUAAUCACAAUGUAAUUUGUAAAAUAUUUUUAAACAUCAGUGUAGUGUUGCUUUAAGUGUGCAUAAAAGGCUAGAAAUAUAACGAUAACAGCCAAACAUCUUUGCUUAAAGCUUAAGAAUUAUGUAUCGCAAUAUAGUUUUUAUUGACACCCCGCACAAUGGAGGAACAGGCGUGUUUAGUGCGCACACGCUCCGACUCUGAGAGCUCGUCAAAACUGGGCAGCUUCGGGUCCAUUUCGCACACAAUGACUUACACGGAGACGAGACUUAGCGGGACAGAAGGCGCUGGCGAGCCCGCCAACGCUACCAACAUGACGAACAUGCCACCAGAAAACCCAGAAGGAAAUGAAAGUGGCGAACUUCUUGAUUACAACGACUCAAGUGUACUGGAACAGUUCCAUGAGGAUGCACUACGGCAGGCUGGGUGUGGUUUGUCCCAAGCGCGCGUAUACCUCGCAGUGUGUUUGGCUGUGGCCGGAGCGUCCUUAGAGCUCGCGUCGAUAGCCUUCGUUCUACCUUCAGCGGAGAUUGAACUCUGCAUCUUACCUCACGAGAAGAACUGGCUCGUGCUGAUCAGCAUAAUGGGCUGGUCGCUGGGCGCGGUGGGCUGGGGCGCGCUGGCGGAGCGCGGCGGGCGGCGGCGCGCGCUGCACUCCGCGCUCGCCGUCAACGCCGUGUUCGCCGCCAUCGCCGCCUUCAUGCCCACCUACGGCACCUUCAUGAUGGCCCGGUUCUGCUCGGCGAUCGGGUCGGGCGGCAUCCUGUCGGCGGGCUGCACGUACGCGGGCGAGGUGGCGGCGCGCGGGGUGCGCACGGCGCUGCUGGCGACGCUGGCGGGCGGCAUGGCGGGCGGCGUGCUGCUGUCGGCGGGGCUGGCGCGCGCCGUGCUGCCGCCCACGGGCGAGCGCGCGCUGGCCGACAGCCGCGAGCACUUCAGCGCCUGGCACCGAUACCUGCUGCUCUGCACGAUACCAAUCCUCGCGUCGCUGAUCAGUUUGAUAUGGACGCAGGAGUCGCCCCGGUAUCUACUAGAUGUCGGACGAGAGGUCGACGCCAUGAUGGUGUAUCAGAGCAUGCACGUGAGCAACCAGUCGCGCGUGUGCGGCGCGGCGCGCGAGGCGGAGUACCGGCUGGGCGAGCUGGCGCUGCCCGCCAAGCGCCGCCCGCCCGCGCUGCACCACGUGCGCCACUCGCUCAAGAUGUUCUGGCAGGCGUUUUUCCAAAUAUUCUCGAGUACCUACCGAAACACGACGCUCUCUUUGGCUGGGAUGCUACUCUUCGCUGUUGCUAUACAAUUUUAUCUGUCGUCGUACAUACCAGCGACUGUCAUGAAAAUCGAGACGGAAGCGUACGAUGCGUCCAAACAGACGAUACAGAACGUGACGUACGAGGGCGUACAUUACAAUAAGACGUUGGAAAACAUCGACUUUAUCGACGUUUCGUUCAGGAAUUGUACGUUCCGUGACAUCCUUAUGUCUCACGUUGAAUUCAUCAACUGCUCGUUCGUGAACACGGCGCUUUCGAAUAUCAAGACUUCGUAUACCGCGUUUAGAGGAGCCGUCUUCGUUAAUAGCACCGUCAUCGACACGGACAUGGAGGUGGGCCGCGAGCUGGACGCCGAGUGCGUGCUGAACGCGAGCACCGUGCGCGGCAUGCGGGGCGCCUGCGCGCGCCGCGCCGACCUGCGCUGGGCGCAGCGCGGCCGCCUCGCCGAGCGCACGUACGCCGCGCACGCCGCGCUGCUGGCCGCCCCGCUGCUGGCGCUGCGCCGCCUGCACCGCCCGCCCGCGCACGUGAUAAUAUGUGCGUCUUGCAUAUUGCUAUCCCCUUCGCUCUACGUGGCGCAGAGUGAGACAGCGCUAUACAUAGUGGAGGCGGUGUACGGCCUACUAAUUAUGAUAAUAUUCUUCAGUGUCGCUGUUAAAGUACUUGACACUUACCCAGCUAACUUGAGGUGUACAGCCCACGGUCUGAUCCUGUCCAUCACGUACAUGACGGGCGCGGCCGUGCGGGGGAUGGGGGAGUUUGGACCGUUCGUGAGCUGCAUACUGUGCGCACUCUUCGCACUCACGGCCACUGCGUUCGCGACCCGCAUACGGUAGAGCGGGACGGAGAUAUGGUCACCUACGUGUCAGACAAGGACGGUUAUAUUAAUUGUCAAAAUUUAAAAGUGGAUAGUUGUAAUAUAACGUUCGAAAUUUCGAAAAUGAGUGAUUAAUUAAGGUAUGAAGUUUAAAAAUAUCUUUAAUAUGGAUUUACUAAACAUAUGCGGCUUAAUUUAUAAAUGUUGUUUAUUGGGCGUUUAGUUACAUAGCUUUGUCCCCUUCUGUCUAAACUAUUUGACAUUCGAUAGAAGAAGACAGCAUUGUUUAACUAAUAACCCUCUAAAGAACAUUUAUAGAAAGCCGAUAGGAAAUAAAAAAUGAUUCCUCGAAACUGACAUAUUGAUCAAUUAAAUAGCAAUAUUGUUAGCAAUACUUAUUUAAUACGACAGAGGACUAUAACUUUGCCAUUCCUACUAAACAAAGAACCAUUUCAAUUAUUGUACCUUUCCUAAAUAAUAAAUAAAACUAAUUAAAAUGAUUAUAAACUCAACCUUCUUGUACGGAAAUGUACCAAUCAGAAAUACUAUUUAAAAGUUAUUAA